Molecule: messenger RNA, 5761 nt
Organism: Parnassius mnemosyne (clouded apollo)
Lineage: Eukaryota; Metazoa; Arthropoda; Insecta; Lepidoptera; Papilionidae
Source: the annotation of a GenBank genome assembly
GAUUUUUGACUGACAGUGACAAACCUUGGGACCAAAAACAAAACAAAAUCUUGCAGCUUGUAAUUUGUAUGGCCUACGGCUACGCCCUACGACGUAACGUAAUAAACGUAUAACGUAUCUAAAGCAUUAAACUUAGAGGCCAAAGCGAUUGUUGUCCUUCUUAACUUCUUAUUACGUACUUCCAAAGUCUAGACGUACUUGUAGUAACGUAGGCACUUGUCUGCUCGUACAAGAAAUCAACAUAACAACUUAAGUCAUCAUAAUCAUUUAUAAUUAUUGUAAUAAGAAAAUGAAGAACAGAAGCUUAGCUGGUAAUUGUGGCAUUGCCAUAUUUGUAAUUGCCCUUGUGACAGUGGCGUUGGCAUUUGGUACACCUAGUUGGAUUGUUAGUGAUUCAAGAAUAAGAGGCAACCAAUUGGACAGGUAAGUAAUUAAAUAAUUUUGAACAAACAAAAACACUAUCUGUAUGAUACUAGUGAAUUUCAUAAUGUAUUUUAUUACAUGCAGUCAUUAAUAUUAAAUUGAUUAUAUUUUUUUAACCAUAUAGUAAUCAAGCACAGGUUUAGGAUGGUAAGUGGUGAAUAUAGCUGUAGAUCGUAAAGGGAACUGACUUAACAUAACCAAAUUUACUCUUGCCUUGAAGACACCUAUAUUGUGUUCAGAUUAAAGACAAAUGCUGGCACAUUAUUCCACUCCAUUUCUGUAUGCAUUAACAAGCAAACCAUUUGGUUCAAAUGCACAGUAUGUCUACAACUAAGGGGUGGAGAAUGACUGAGAAUCUGCUUGUCCGAUGGUGGAGAGAGAGAAAUUAAGUCUAGCAAUUCUUGCACACAUUGCCUGAAAUGUACUGAGACCAGAUUGAGGCCUCAAUAUAUAUACUAGCUGACCAGGCAGACAUCGUUCUGCCCUUUCCGACGACCAUUUGCUUUCCUAAUAAAACUCCUGAGAUUAGCAAUAAAAAAAUUGAGAGUCACUUAUCAGGAUAAAAACUAUCCUAUCUCUCAAGUUGGACCAAACUGCACACAGUGUGCAAAAUUUCAUUGAAAUCAGUUCAGUAGUUUAAGAAUUCAUUGUGGACAAACAAUGUGACAUGUAAUUUUUAUAUAUAAAGAUAUAUAUACAUAUAUAAAUGUCCAGGGCUUUAACUUAAAUGUAAUAAUAUAUAUGUCCACAAGUUAAAAUGCAACAUAACAUAUUGUUAUUCAUAUUACAUGAUAGAUGCUUUCGUAUUUCUGCAAAGUAAUUAGAAGUCAUAGUCAUUUUAAUUUUAGCUGAAAGCAACCAGUCACAUACUUAGUUUACUACUUGUAGCCGGUGAAACCUAGGUGUAAUUGUACUUCAGCUGUUAGUUGUUCCAUAUAGUAUAUUGUCGUUUAUCAAACGCCAUGUGGUCCUUCUGGCAUUUCCCAUAGAAGUCUCAUACAAAUGGAUUCUUUUAUAUGCCUGCUAUGUGUAUGCUUAUAAUUAUAUUAUAACAUAUAGUAAUAUGUUAUAAUAUAAUUUUUUGCAAUUUAUUACUGUUCCAUUACACAAAGGUGCCGCUUAAUCAAAGUCAGCAUUGGUGACUGCAGGACGACAAGAUGUGUUUGCUAACCUUAUUGUAGCAGUUGAUAUUUGUUACUGGUCUGCAUAUUUUAUAUUUUACUAGUUUGAGAUAUAAACUCCAAUAUACAAAUAACAAAAAUAAACAAAAUAUUGCAUUUAAUUAUGGCAUAUGGACAUUUCCGUAAAUCAAAAUGUAAAGUCAUCUACAGGAGAUGUUAUCAAAUCAUAUUUGCCUAUGCUUUAGUUUUGCUUAAAUCAAAUUUUAUUUACCUCUGUUUUGUAUAUUAAGUAAAGUAAACAACCUAUAUGUCCCACUUCUGGGCACGGGUCUCAAGCUGGCUCUUAUUUCGGAAGAGAUUAUGAAACAAAUAGCCCCGCUGCUCUAAUGCGUAUUGGCAGUCUUCCCAGUCUUCGAUUUUUAUUUCUUAGACAUGCAGGUUUCCUCACGUUUUCCUCCACCGCUGAGCAUGUGGUAAAUAAUUUGUAUGUAAUAAUUUGUAAUCCUUUAGUUUUAUGUAGUUACCAGAAUGAUUUCUUUUACAGGUUAGGACUGUGGAGUCAUUGCUUCAGAUCACUACCUGAUCCUUUAGAUCAAUAUCAAAGACGUUUUUUUGUAGGCUGCCGAUGGGUUUAUGACCCUUUUACUACUGGAUAUGACAGAAUUCGUGGUUAUUUACUUCCUGGUAAGUUUUACUAAAAAAUUAAUUAAAUAAGUAUCUUGGAUGAUAAGACUAAAUAUUUCUCACUCUAAAUUUGUGACCAGUAAUGAUUUCACAGCGAAUUAUUCUAUUGUUACAUUAAGUACCACAAUCACUUAAGUGCUAUACAAGUGAAAAGUGUGUUUUGUGCCAUUACCUUAAAUUAUUAGAUAUGAUUGAUCACUCUUGCAGUAUUCCUAAAUCCUGAAAUCGGAUUUUUAUUUAAAUAUACUUGACUUGUAUUUCAUUAAGUGUACACAAAUAUUUACCUGUGAAAGUAUACUUAUUUUUUCUUUUUGACUUAUUAUAAGUCAGGAUUGUACUGAAAAAACUCCAAGUGAACAAUAAUAUAAUUUCUAUAUGCCUAUGUCCUCUAUGCUCGUUGGUCUAAUGGUCGUAAACGUGGUUGCUGGUCAUGAGGUCCUGGGUUCGAAUCUCGGGUCGGGCCAAAAUAAGUUAUUGGGUUUUUCUGUCAAGAAUUUCUCAGUAGCUGCCCAGAGUCAGGAAGUUGGUGGUGUUACACCCCCGUGCCCCGGAAAGCACGUAAAGCCUUAGGUCCUUCUCCUGAUAUAUCCGGCCGUUUCGUACACCGUCCCAUCGGACGAGAUGAGAGUGAGAGAUUAGGGAGUGCACUUGUGCUUGCCCAUAUACUUUCCACUAUAUAUUAUAUAUUUCUGUCCGCAGAUGGCUAGUAUCCGUUGAGACUGGCCGUGUGACCCAAAUUCGGUCUGGAGGACAUUAUUUCCUUUCCUAACAAUAAAUAAAUUUGCAUGUCUCUAAUAGGGACUUCGUAUAUAAUACAUAGUAUUCAAUAGUAUCUCAUGUAAUAUACAUACUAAAAAGCAAAUAAAUAAACAAUAAAAAUACAUACACAGAUACAAUAAAAGAUUAUAAAAAAUAAUCGUUCCUUUUUUAUGUUUUAAACUUAUUUGCAAGCAAUAUUUUUUUAUUUUGAUUUCUUUUCAGGAUUCAUGAUAGCAACUCAGUUUUUUUUCACACUUUGUUUACUCGGAGUACUAAUUUCGGCUAUAUUAGUUCUCGUCUUCUUUUUAUGUUGUGGACCAGAUCAAAGUAGAUUUGUACUAAUAAUAAAGUCCAUAGGAUACAUCAUGUUGGGUUCUGGUAAGUAAAAAAGCUUAUUAGCUAAAAUUAUUUAAAAUUGUAUUUGACACUUGUUAACAUCAAUAUUACAAUUUUAGGAAUAAGUGGAUGUAUUGCUGUUAUAGUAUUUGCUUGUUUUGCCAACACAGAGGGAUGGAUGCCGGGUCAUCCUAAUAAUUACUUUGGUAAGUCCUACUCUGUAAUAUUUUAUCUGAUUAUUAGAUAUCACAGCAACUUCAAAUUACGUUAUGGUCUAUUUAUCUGGUUAUUACACUGCCCAGUUUGGGUUUGAAUCCCGUCCCAAGUCAACAUUUAUGCGAAAACACUAUUUUCGGGGCUGGUUGAACUGUGGUUGUCGCUGUAUUUGUCACUGAAUCCUAUUUCUACCUCUGUCUCUAAUGGCAUAAGCAUUUCAUCGGACAUAUGCAGGAUGACACAUUCAGAAAGUCUUCCUAUUGAAAUAAUGAAAUGCCUCAAAGAUCUUGUGCGUCGUGUCGGGUUCUGUAAUAGCAAAGUAUAUAGGUACAUAGUCGUCGUAGCUUUGUUCAGUAGGCGAGCACACCGAACUCGAUCCCCGCCAGCACAGAAGAAAUUAAAUUAAAUUAAUCUUGUGUAAAUCGCAAAUUUUAGUGCUGACAUUUCCGCGUCUUAAAACCAUGUGUGCGUGCGUGGUGUAUGUGUGUGUAAGUCAUCGCCAUUGUAGAAAAAGGACGGGAUUUUCACGGGCUGAUGGUGUAAUAACAUUUUUUACAUGGUGUAAUGACAAUUUUUAUUGGUUACAGGGUGGUCAUUCGGCCUCGGCGUUGUAGGGUCAGUAGCGUGCCUUGUAACCGCCUCACUUUUCUUAACAGAAACAAAUAUUCAAAAUAAGAAGCGCAACAGGUUGAAGGAGUCGCAAGCGCGGUUUGAAAUGGAGCACGAGUCUAAAGCAUAACAUUUGUUAAAUCUAAUGCCUUCAGGGUUAACCAAGUUGACACUCUGUAAUCGCUCUAUUAGCGCUAAUAGAUAACUAUAACAAGGGAUUUAAAAAAAAAAUUAUUUAAAAAAUAUUUACUACGUGUUUUUUAUCAUAUUCUUGUAUUGCAAUUUGAGCUAUAUUCCAAAUUUCAAGUUUCCGGCUCAUCGGGAAGUUAGUUUAAAAUAAAUUACUAAAUUCCACCCGGAACAACAGACAAACAAGAAAGCGACUUAAUGAAAACGUGGUAAAAAUGAAUGGCAUCAACGCUAAGUCACAUGACUGUCACGACUUAUCGCUGAGGUAUGCCAUUUCCAUUAAUUUUAACUCUAUUGGCCUUCACGAUUGUAGAAUGUCAACUUAGCUAACAUAGGUUUUUUGAAAACCAGUGACAGACAAGAAGUCAAUCCUCUCCAUUUUAAAUUAUCUUUGUCUGUCGUGUAUAAACUGCCACAUACCUAUUGAACUUAGAUUUUAACUUUGAAAAAAUAAAAACAUUCGUCCAAUCUCUGUAUUUCAAAUAUUUUAUUUAAGAGGAUUGUGAAGCUGUAAAUUUUCAUACAAAAAGCGAUAACGUUUUCCCAGUUUUGGAAAUGGUAUAGAUAUAACGAAAAACUACGUUUGACACGUUUUUAUUUUAAAGAAAUAUUCAGUAUGAUAUAAGUUAUUAGCUUCUAAAUAUCUAAAUUUUUGACUUAAAAACUUCUUCGAGCAUUUCUAUUUAAUUUGAUUAAACUAAACCGAAAUACGAAGAGACCUAGAUUAAAGUGCACUGAAUUUCUGUAUCUGUAUUCUGAAAAUCUGUAUUCCUGUUCACUUCACCGAGUUCUAUGGCAACUCCUUCACAGUUCAGGCUACACGCCUUUGGAACUCCUUGCCCGAUGACAUCAGAAAAACAUCCAACAAGUAUGUUUUUAAAAAAUUGGUCCGUAACCAUCUAUUGAAGACAAAGCAUUUUACUUGAUUCAUCCAUUUGAUAUGUAUUGCUAAACAGACGCAUAUAUUCAUAGGUAUUUGUAUGUACUAAUUAUAUAUUAUGUAUUUAAAUAUGUAUAUUUGUAUGUAUAUAUUUGUAUAUAUGUUUGUAUACGUCAUAUAUGUAUAGUUUAUUUAUUAGUAAAUUGUAUGUAUUAUGUAGUUAAUUAUUAUUUUGUGUACUGUUAUUUUAUUCUAUAUUGUCGCACCUACGUCAAAUUCUCACCACUCCAUGGGUUGACUGGUAGAGAAUGCCUCAAGGCAUUAAGUCCGCCCUUUGUAUUCUUUUGUUUUAAGGAAUGCAAUAAAGAAUAAAUAAAAUAAAAUAAAAUAAAUUUAAUAAGACUAAAAUUGUCUCAUUUCGUAAAGGUUUAAAGGGGUUAUAACGUUAUCGCCCGAAACAGGCCUGCAACGCAUCUCCAAUUCCUUCUCUGGUGUUGCAGUUGAGUCAGAUGAGCCGCAAUGUCCUUUGCCCCCUCUUAUAUAG